GAGGACAUCAUUUUUGGCAAUCGAGCCAUCUCCCUUGCAAGUUUUCAUCAGAGUACCGAUCCAUCCCGAAAGGGCAGCGCGGCGUGGGUUCUGCAAAUGCCGUCGCUAGCGUUGAAGUACUACGCGGAUUUACGGGGCGAAGGACCGCAUACAGUCCCGCGCAGCACGCGCUGGUACAGCGAUUCGCGUGGAAGCAAGAUCUUUACGUCUCCCACAUCGAACCACAUUCUACAUUUCGGUGUCUCUCAGGACGAUUUGUUUGUUCUGGAUUGUUCGAACGACCAGCCGUUUUUUCAGUGGCAUCGUCUUCGCUUGCCAUUGAUAACCUCAGCCGGCGCAGGCAGUGUCUUUUUCUUACCGAAGGAUCAAAAUGAUCCCGACAGAUCGAGUUUGCGACGUGUAAUAUUGGGUAAAUUUUUUCGUCGACGACGCCAAUUCAGGCAAUGGUAAUGGGGG
This is a messenger RNA of Amoebophrya sp. A25, 456 nucleotides long. Lineage: Eukaryota; Dinophyceae; Syndiniales; Amoebophryaceae. The record is from the annotation of a GenBank genome assembly.